This is a messenger RNA of Penicillium crustosum, 2982 nucleotides long. Its product is annotated as putative SH3 domain protein (Cyk3). The coding region runs from base 1 to 2982 and encodes 993 amino acids. The transcript has a single exon. The record is from RefSeq and is a predicted model, not a curated record. Lineage: Eukaryota; Fungi; Ascomycota; Eurotiomycetes; Eurotiales; Aspergillaceae.
AUGCACUCAUCUCAGCAUCAUGCGCACUCUCCUCAGCCUCCUUCGCACUCCCCCCGCCCAUCACGAUCCCCCACGCCAUUAGUUAUGAAUGACCGUUACACGAUAUUCGAUCGUACCCCAUCACCAUCUGCAGCCUCAAUGCACUCCGCUGUCUCUGAAACCUCGGCACAGUCAGAUAUUCACGGAAACACACCAUCUCCGUUGCGAGAUGCCAUGGAAGAUGUUAUGACUUCAUUGGAAGAUAUGGGUCUACCUCGUGAGGCCCAGUCACCUUCUCCAUCUCCAAUGUUCAACAAUCCCUGGUCGCCUGAAGAAUUUGACACCUCGCACGAAAGAACCCCCCAAGGAAACAGACGCCGGCCUUUGACGUCAAUGGGCUUUGAUGGCGAGAAAGAGCAACCACAGGGCGGACUUGUCCACCGCAACAGCGUUUAUAGCCAUGACCAUAUGGAUGGUCCGCCUCAACUAAACAACUAUGUCCAAAGAAUGGAGAGCCGCCUACGUCAGUUGGAAGAUCAGAAUCGAUCGCCUGAGGAUCGAAGAAGCGCCCAGGACGACGACAACGGACCUCCUCCCCCUCCUCCGAAACAUGCCACCUACCACCCACGAAAUAACUCCAUACCAGGACAAUAUGCGCCCCUCAAGGCCCGGCGUUCCGGCCAUGAUCUCCGGGGUGACAUUCUCAACCGGUCUUUUACCAAUAAGUCUAGUGCCACCAAUUCAUCUAGUGGGGUGCAAAGUAAUGGCACAUCCAUGACGACGAGCACAGACAAGACCAGUCAAAGUGUUAUGAGUGGUUUCUCUGCGGGAGGAUUUAGUGCGACGAGCGCGGGAAGCUUUGCUAGGCGAGGCGGGCAUGAGAGGCCAAAUACUGCUAUGGACACUGUGCGCUCUCGAGGGUUUAGUGACGUACGCCCGGAGACUCCUUUCACUGGUGUUUCAUAUCACUCAAGUCAUAACUCGUCUCGCCAGGGUGCAUCGUCAGCUAUUCCGUGGUCGUCCACCGGUCUUGACUCGACGGAUCAUAGCGGAGUCUUUGGUGGCCUCUCUACGCCAAAGAGCAAAAAGCAAGGGUUUUUCAAAAAGAUAUUUGAAACAGCCAAGACUGGUGCGGCCAGCGCGAGGAGUAGCAUUUCGGUUGGCCACGGCGAGAGAUCAGGUUCUCCAACCAAGAGUAUCAGAGGGAUAGACGUUGUGUCACCGGCUCUUGCAUCUCACUCAAAUCGUGAUAGUGGCCGUGAUAUGGGACUCGGAGCUGGCGCCAUUGACUGGGUUCAGGUGCGCCGAGACGUUAACCGGGCGUCAUCUCCUAGUCGAAACGAGAGGAUCGACAGGGCAGAACGAUGUCAAAUGAUGGAUCACCCUGUUAUCUACUCCGUGGAAGAACUGUACGAUACCGCGGAGGGCGAUGAGAGCAUCGAUGGGCAACCGAUCACCGAGCCAACGAACUUCCAUGGAGCUAAUCUUAACCUCGUUGAUAAGAGUGCACGAUUCAUCAGCAGUCUACCCCCUAUGACGAACCCCAUGAGCCUCGCGCAAGCCUAUAUCUGCCGACCCUACAAGAGUGACGUUCAGCGUCUUCGGGCCAUCUUUACCUGGGUUAGCGAGAAAAUCUCGUGGGAGGAACCUGUCGACGGCCUCGAAGUUGAUAUGAAGAGACUCCUACAGGCCAAACGAGGUACCCCAGAGGAAAUUGCACUAUUGGUACACGAGAUGUGCGCAGCCGUUGGCCUGCAUACAGAAAUUAUCCGAGGUUUCCUUAAGAGCCCCGGUGAUGCGCUCGAUCUAGAAAGUCUCUCCCGUCCCAAUCACUGGUGGAACUCUGUUCUCGUGGAUGGUGAAUGGCGCUUUAUGGAUUGCGCACUUGCAAAUCCCACGAACCCUCAACGCAGUAAAUUCGUUUCCAACAACUCUUCCGUAGCGGAGAGCUGGUACUUCCUUACGCGCCCGCUUGAUCUCUGCUACACUCAUGUCCCGCUCUAUCCGGAAGAACAGCACAUCUGCCCGCCAAUUUCGCCAGAUGUUCUCCUCUCCCUGCCUACUGUGUGCCCGCCAUACUUCAAGCUUAACGUCCAGAUGCCGGAUUACGACACAAGCUUCCUCCGUAUCGACGGAUUGGAGGUCAUGCAACUACGCAUGCUAGUCCCUACGGAUGUUGAAUGUGCCGCGGAAGUCGAAGCCCCGGGGUUCGCCCGCGACGCAGAUGGCGAUUGCUUCGAAAGCGGAGACAUUGUGCGCAAGCGCGCCUUGGUCCAGCCGGACUGGAUCCGCGGCCAAAAACGCAUCACAAUCAAGGCUGUCCUGCCAGGCGACGAAGGCCAAGGUGUGCUGAAGAUUUAUGCAGGCAAGAAGGGACUCAUGCACUCAAGUCGAGAUAUUCCCCAUCCCCUAGCCUUGGCCCUACCAAUACUCCACACCGGCGAAAAUCCAUCUUACGACUUUGUCCUGCGUCAUCCUACACCCCAUGCUCAGCGACAUGACUUGUACAUCAUGCAGCCACAGUGCUCUCGUCUGGCAGUCAACAAUACAUUUGUGUUCGCUGUCCGGCAACAUCCUGCUGCUCCUGGGUCAGGCAAGGACGAGGCCUCUAAUGGCCGCGGCUCGCCUUCGUCCGUCUUCACUCGUCCAUCCAGUGCAUUGAGCAUGGUGUCCAGUACAGCAGGCGGCUCGACUGUAUCGGGUGCUUCCAAUGAGUUCUCGGCGUCGACCUCGGUCAUUUCGUCGGGCAGAUCUACUUCUGGACGGGAUAAGGCUGCGAAAUUAGCGAUCCAGUCCCCGUCUGGCAAGAUUCUUCGUCUCACCCGUAAAGCUGAGCACAUGAUCGGCAGUGAUACCGGUACUGAAUCUGUCACUGAUGCCGUUGCUGAGGGUAGUGUUUGGGAGACUGUUAUUAAGAUUGGUGAGCGUGGUAUGUGGCGCGGUCUUGUGCUAGCUGACCGAGCUGCGCGCUGGUGUGUAUUUUGCGAGUGGGAAUGUGUUUGA